Molecule: messenger RNA, 5790 nt
Organism: Botrytis fragariae
Lineage: Eukaryota; Fungi; Ascomycota; Leotiomycetes; Helotiales; Sclerotiniaceae
Exons: 8
Coding region: 1-5790 (1929 amino acids)
Biological process (GO): phospholipid metabolic process
Molecular function (GO): phosphatidate phosphatase activity
Source: RefSeq, a predicted model, not a curated record
AUGUCUCGAAUCGGACGAAAUAAUGGAGGAUUGACCUCAAAACCCGGUUGGAUUGGUGCAGUAGCACGUUUCUGGGAGAAAAGCUAUGCGCCAGAUUAUGUUGGCUUUGUAUUGCUGUUGACGGCAUACAUUUUGAUCGAAUUUCUUCAAGAGCCAUUCCACCGCAUGUUUUUUAUAAACAACAUCAAUAUUCAAUACCCACAUGCUUUGGUGGAGAGAGUACCCGUUGGAUGGAAUUUGAUAUAUGCAGGAGUUAUUCCAUGCAUAACCUUGGCUGUUUGGCUUGGAAUUUCGAAAGCGAACCUCCACAAAUCCCAUGUCACUAUGUUGGGCUUCUUCAUAGGACUGGUUCUCACAUCAUUUAUUACUGAUGUUAUCAAAAAUGCUGUUGGGAGACCUCGACCCGAUCUUAUUUCUCGCUGCAAGCCUACGCCUGAAACACCAGAAAAUAGAUUGGUAACCAUCCAUGUAUGCUCGGAAAAAGAUCACCAUACAUUGCAUGAUGGAUGGAGAAGUUUUCCUUCUGGUCAUUCUUCCUUUGCAUUCGCUGGACUUGGAUACCUCGCAUUUUUCUUUGCUGGACAAACACAUGUGUUCAGACCUAGAACUGAUCUCGGGAGGGUACUCUUAGCCCUCGCUCCAUUGCUUGGAGCUGCCAUGAUUGCGAUUAGUCGAUGUGAAGAUUACCGUCAUGAUGUGUAUGAUGUAACAUGUGGAUCUAUUCUUGGCAUUUCUCUAGCAUAUUUCUCAUAUAGAAGCUCAAUUUUGGAAAACGUAAAAGGUUGGGAGCCAGGUUAUGAUUUUUGGGAGAUGCGUAACGAUCAAUGGUGGCUUUAUAUGUCCUGCCUAGGAAAUGACGCUGGCUGGUCGAAGAGAUUGUGGGAUAAUGUAGACGCGAUUUACGAAUCAAUCAAUAGACUGUCUGAUAUUUUCAUGCCGGAUUGGCGUACGGACCAACGGGUGCUAGCAUAUACAGUUCCAAUAAAUGUAAUUUUUGUGGGCUUGUAUCGACUAAUGGUUAGAGAACAAUUGUCUGAGUGGAUUUGGUAUCCAACGGUUCUUGCGUCAAACGCACUCAUGAACAACCUGCUUUACGGAGGCCUCCUUGUAUAUUUUGGCCACAUUGCACCCGGCCUUGUUGAGUUGGCUAUUUGGCGUGGGAUUCAAUUUGGCGUCCCGGCUUUCCUAAUAUUUUAUAGACUAGAAUGGAUACCUUUACGUGUUGCAUCAAUGAUCUUCGACCGUCAGAGAAGGUUGGCCGCUGCUGGACGUGAUUGGGACAACAUUCAAAAUCAGCAAGAUCGAGAGGAGUUGGCUCUUACUCAGUGGUGGAGAGGAGGUUUACUCCGUCUUGUUCGUCUCGAAAUUGCUAAAAUGAUUGUUCAAUGUUCGACUGUAUUAACUACGCUUCUGGAUGCGUGUAGGUCUCUUUGGGUCUAUCGCGACACUCGACGGGGUUUGAGGAACCGAGUCGCAGAUCUUGCAGAGCAAAUUACCGUCAUGGAACAGCGACUAAGUAACGCUAUAGAGGGCCGAAAUGGUUGGAGGAGGAGGUUUCUGCAAAUGCUGAGAUUGCGAAAUAGAUGCAUAGAACAUCAUCACCAUUUUGAACUUCAAGAUGAGAAACAGGUGGCAUAUGAUGAACUGUUGGCAAAAUUCAACGCACAACGUCAAGCUUCAAGUGUCUUGAUAUUAGCCGGGGGUCCAGCUAGAGCGACAGAAAAGUUGCUUGGAGUGGCUAUUCACACAAGGGAUUUGCACCGUAAACAGAUCCAAACUCUUGUUUCUUCUUUCAUAGAAGCUGGUGCUGAGAUGGCCGUACUCAAAGAUAGAGUCAAAACGUUAGAAGAGGAUCUCAAAACCGUCAACGAUGGCAGGGCAAUGAUGUUGUGGCGAGAGACGGCGCAAGAAAAUCUUGAAUUGAGGAGACAGGCACAGGAAGAGAUUUUGGAACGAGACGUGACAAUUAAACAUUUAAGGGACCAUCGAGAUGAAAGUGCUGUAACAUCACUUAGUUUGGAUUCUAGAGGACAACAAAUCUUGCGAAAACUGCAAGAGAGGUUGAUAAGUGCGGAGAACGAUCUCGCCCAUUCCGAAAUGAUAGUUGAGAAAUCGAAGUUUGAUGAAGUCAGGCAUGAAGAAGAGAUGGAACAAAUCAAGAGGAAUGCAUUAUAUGGGGAGCCCGAGCGACUGGGGGAGUUGUACACGGAUGCAGUCAUCCAGACUGAUGAGCUGACAGAAGGGCUCAAGAGGUUUGAAUUUUCUACAGAUCCAGAACAUGAUAUUGAGGCUGUUCAACGUCACUGUAAUCAAGAAAAGGAAAACUUACAACGCGAAAUUGCGACCAAGGACGUGCAACUAUCUACAUUUAAGGCACAAAUUGACCAUGCGAUGGGCUCUAUGAACUGGGCUGAUGAUAAAUUCGAGCCUCUGGACAAGUAUUUUGGUUUUAUCCCUGGCGCAAAAGGCGAGAUCAGACGCUUGUCGACCGCACUUGAGAAGGUUCAUUUCCAAAAUAUAGUACCUCAAGCACUUGAAAUGGCAGAUCAAAUGCGUUACUUGGAAAAUUUGACUACCGAAAAGAAUCGUUUACUAGAUGAGAGACAAAGUAUUCAAGUGAUUCUAGCCGAGCUUUCGCAGAACAAAACUCAAAGUGAAGCGGAACUGGCCAGAUUAAGAGAUCGGGUGGCUCGAAGGAACAUACAAGUGACUAACCUGAAGACACGAAAUACGGAGUUGCAAGUUCAACUCAGAGAAACACAAGCGGCAGCACCACCACUAGCGGAAGCGCUGAAUAUUAUGGGAGUAGCGACUCCCGUCAUAGCAAUUUACUUGAGGAACCUCUUGGCCUUGGAGAGAGAAAUGCGAGAAAAAGGAAGAGAGAUAGCAGACGUCCCAGAUAUUCCGGGAGUCAAUAGUAUUCCACGUGUAGAAGGAGAGCCUAUAGAAAUCUCUGUAUUGAGACGUUGCAACCAGGCAAAAGUCCGGUUUGACAAUCUAUCAAGAUUGGUAAGAGAGAGUGAUCCUCCAUGGCUAGGAGCGACAGAUGACUGGGUGGAUGAUAAUACGGACAGUCUGGAGAAUUUGAAUGCGCGUAGGCUUAGUCGGAUAUUAAAAUUGAAAGACGUUUGGGAUUAUAUCGGAACAUUACAUUACGACACCAUUCUUUUCGUCCGCGAAAUCUGUCAAAAUUUCGGCGUAGAACCUGGUGUUGAACUACCAGAGAGACCCCAGUCUCCAUCGCCUGCACCUUCCCCAACUCCAUCUCCGCCACCUCCUCGUUCUAGAGAUAGAGAUCUAUUUCCAGCAGUAUUCACAAAGUAUGAGUUGUUUGACAUCGAGAGAUGGAAUGUGUUUCCACACGAUCAAGAGAAUAUUACUCCUGCUUUUAGUGUGAUCUCGGCGUUGCAACGAUCCAUCCAGGAAAAAUUACCGUAUCACAAUGAAGGCGAUCUUGAGCCCAUUGUAUUUGAAGCCCACUUAGCAGGUACACUAGGUCGAGAUAUUAACUUCCUGAUCGACCCAAUUCAUGAACGAGAGGUCGCUGAAGCUCUAUAUAAAAUCAGGCAUUCAUUUGUUCUGAAGACCGUUACACAAUUUCCCCGACGAAAUGAUGGCUUCAGGUAUCUGUCCCGGGAAAUUCUGUAUCCGGAUACUUUGGAAGUUAUUCUACCGAGAACGGUCGUUGUAUUGUAUUUAUCAGAUAACAUUUGGCAGGGUAUGAGCUUGAAGCCAGUUGAGUCUGAGCAUGAGUCUGACAGUGGAUCUGAUGUUCAAGCCCCUCCACCAGAGCCACGCUUACCUCCGCUGGUGGAAUUCGAUCUAACAGACUGGAAAGUAGAUUAUAUUGUCAGCAGGUGGACAAUUCCUGGACAAGCUGUUUUACGUGAAGGUCUAUCUUCAAUAAUUGCAGUGGCAAAUUCCUUGCACUGGCAGUAUCCAGGCGUGUUAUGGAAUAACACAAGGGCAAACGAAGCCUAUGAAGAUCUCUUUGACAGAUUCCAGAGAGUUCAUCCACACCACGACGAAGAUUAUUUUCCGGAGCAUAUUCAAAUGGUGUUAGAAGAUAUACUAAGAAAUGGAGAUACCAGACCGCAUUACAGACUCGCAGCUAUUACUCCACACGAGGUAGCUGCUGGAGAUUUCAGAUUUUUUGUGAGUAUUUAUGGGGGUGAUUCAGAGAGUUCUUUGCUUUACGUAGCUUACCAACCGCGAAUUGGAUGGAGGGGUAUGCGGAGAAGGCGGGAUGGUGAUUCUGAAGGCUUCCUUGGGGUUUUAGAAUGGGGCUUCUCAGUCCAGCAGCCACAAGCCGAAGAGAUACGAUCCGUAGAGCUGCCAGCCGGAAGGCUACCUGCUGAGAGACUACCCGCUGAAAGGCUACCAGUCAACCCUAUUGUGAUUGAUGAGCCAGUCGAGGCACCACCAAUACUACCGACUGUCAUUUUACCCAGGAUUGAGAAUUAUGGCAUAAAUUCUAUCAAAGCCCCAUUUAACAGAGAUGGAUGGACCUUCAACAUCGAUCUAGAACAUUUCAACGAAGGUUUGACACGUGGUGGCAAUCGAACACCUUGGAUACAUGAUUGUGCCCCACGAGCAUUGUAUUAUUCAAUCCACCAUCAACAUCCCAACUAUUUGCGAGGUAAUCUCACUCUGGAAUCAAUAUUGCAAGCGUUCGAUGAUGUUUUUCCCCGACACGAAAAUUCUUGGAAAGAUGAAGAAGUCGCUAGAGUCCUCAAAGGAUAUCCGACACUAGGGGGAUAUGAACUUGCGAUUGUCAAUUGUGUGGUUUAUGACGAUCAUACUAUCGUUGCUAUAGAUUGGUCUCAACCAGAAGGAUAUAAUCCUGCAAAUGUAAACUUAUUGUAUGUUGCAUCAGUUAUUGAUUGGCGAAUAGGAUACUGUCAGGAAGAUGAUAGACACCAUUGGGUGGGUAUGAAAUAUCGGGAUGGCGAAGCAGUACCAAAUCCUCGGUUGUUCAGACCCCAACCAGUCGUCCCUCCUUACAAGCCUCCAAAAUCAAUAUUCGUAUCUCUACUGGAUGCAGCGACAACCAGUCAAGCGACAAAUAAAAACCCUGCGUCCAAGAGUAGCGCAUCUAGUUGGUCUAAUUUCGAUAGUUCGAAAAGCUUUGUAUCCCAGUCUGGUAAAAAAUGGGUUCCACCGUCCACUGUACCCAUGAACCUUCCUAUAACUAUGAUACCCGCUGUUCAAACUGGGGAACAGUUUGGUACUGCCGUGCAACAACAAAAUCAGCCACCACCACCAAGCUUACAACCCGCUUCAUCUUCCUUCAAAUUGCAAUAUUGGUCGCCAUUUGGGACUGCUGCGCAGCAACAGCAACAACCACCAGGUUCGAAACCCCACCUAUCAGCUGUUCCAUUUGGCGAACUGUUUAUUCAUCCCACGCCGCCACAACAGCCGCCACAACCACCGCAGCAGUCGCAGCAAGGUCAAAAUGCACGGGGACAAGUAGGUUUUGGUAUGAAUAUCGCUAGUAGGAACGAACAAAUGGAACUUGCGCGCAAACUUCAAGCGGAACAGAGUCAUGGAGGUAAAUUUUCGAAGAAGGAUAAGGAGUCGAAGAGCAUACAUGGAAUGGACAAGGAAACGGGGAUCGGUAGGGGGAAAAAAGGAGGCAGAGGAAGAGGAAGAGGGAGAGGAAGAGAUAGAGGUAGAGGUAGAGGGGAGGAUGGAGGGAGCGGACGGAAAGAAGAUGAUAGUGGUGCUGGUGGUGGAGGAGGCGGUGGAAGCGCGGGUGCUGCUGGUAAUGAUUGGGAGGAUGAAAUCUGA